Molecule: messenger RNA, 992 nt
Organism: Cladocopium goreaui
Lineage: Eukaryota; Dinophyceae; Suessiales; Symbiodiniaceae
Source: the annotation of a GenBank genome assembly
CGCAUUCCAAAACCCGCUCCAUGCAGUGGUCACUAAGAUGCUCCGUGCUGCUCCUGAGAAAUCUGUGCGCUGCCGCUGAUGGCUGCUGGGCGGAGUGUGGCCGAAGCGGUUACUACUGUCCCGAAUUUUGCUGUCAGCCCACUGAUGGCGGAAAUCCUUCAUGCUGGGAUGAGGCUGGGAUCUAUACCUUCUCCAAAUGUUGCACUCAAGUGACCUUCGGUCCAGAUGUGGAUCUGUACUUCCAGCUUGGCCAAGUGCUGCUGCCCUUGUAUCGAGGGCCCUCGGAGCACAAUUCGCCCAAGGUCAACGAAAGGACACUAGAAGUUGCAUUGGGCCUUUGGUAUAUGCGAAGAAGUCUCAGAGAGGGAAAAGUUCCCAUCGAGAUUGGGAACGUACUCAGUAACUAUUGGCCAAAGGACGACUACCUUCAAGCCACGAGCGCUGACAGCUCCGCGAUGCUUCGCUACUUGCCGUGGCACUUGGCAGAUUUGGAGUACGGACAGGACGCCACAACGUUAUCCUUCCAAGAUUCUUCGGUCUUGAGCAUCUCUACGGUCGAACACGUGGGCCACGACAACGAGGGCCUGGGUGGAUCCUUGAACGGCUUCCGCAGCGACGGCUCGUUACAGAGCCUCGAGGACUGGGUGCGAUCCUGGAACCAGGCCCCAGAACUGCUGCAGCGGAUCGCGGCUUUGGCCCAGAGUUUUCUGGUGACUUUUCCCAUCGGCCUGAACGUGGCAUGGCGGAACAAUUGGGAAAUGGACAUGGGAAAAAAACAUGGAGGGAAUAUAAAUAUAUAUAUACAAUAUAUAUAUAUACAAUAUAGAUAUAUAUAUACAAUAUAUAUAUACACUAUAUAUAUAUACACAAUAUAUAUAUACACUAUAUAUAUACAAUAUAUAUAUAUACAAUAUAUAUAUAUACAAUAUAUAUAUAUAUACAAUAUAUAUAUACACUAUAUAUAUACACUGUCAAAGGGAACUAGGCGCUAG